AUGACCAACCCUGGCCGGGAACCACCACCACCACCUCCUCUUCCGACUGCACCUCUCGUCGGCGGACCAACCCUUCCCAUGGCUACCGCCAGCCAGCCCUCUUCUACCCUUGUCCUUCCUUCUCCCCUCUCUUUCAGCGACACCAUUACCGAUAUCACUCCCUUCAUCCCCAUUGUUCUGGACCUAAACAGCCACAACUACUAUCAUUGGCACCAUCUCUUUGAGAUUCAUCUUGGUCGUUGCUCUCUUCUCCACCACAUCUCCGGCGACGUGCCUCCCGCUCCUAGCGAUCCCCGCUGGGUCAAGGACGACCUCGCUAUCAUCCAGUGGUUAUACACACGCAUCUCGACCGAGCUUUUCAACCUUGUGGUCACCGACGGCGCCACCGCACGCGAUAUCUGGGCCGAACUCCGCCGGCUCUUUCAGGACAACCGUGAUGCUCGGGUCUCCGCCCUCAACACGGAACUCCGCACGAUCACGCAGGGCGACCGCCCCGUGGGGGUCUUCUGUCAGCGCAUCAAGGCGAUCGGCGACGAGCUUCGGGAGCUGGCGGUUUGCACAGCAGGCGACCCUCAUCCCUCUCCUCCGCCCGCUGCCCACGCUCGCCGAGGCCCGCUCCAUGCUUCAGAUGGAGGAGUAGAACCAGGCGCGCAAGGCCAGCGUCCCGCGUCUCUUUCACGCCACCACGCGCCCUGCUGCAUCGGCUCCUGCCCCGACUCCAGCCGCGCCUCCCGGGUCGUCCCCAACACAGCCGCCCCCUGGGUGGCGCCCAAGCCCAAACUACAAGGGCAAGAACCCCGUCUACCGUCCUCCUCAGCCGCGCUCGUCCGGGGCAUCCUCGUCCUCCUCUGCGCCGCCACCUGCAUCAUCAUCGGGGCCUGCGCCGGCCCCGCCCGCGUCUUCACCACUGUGGCGCCCUUCGCACGAUCCUUGGACCGGGCUCGUCCAGGCCUGGUCGAUGCCGUGGUCUGCGCCCUCUCCCUAUGGCGCCCCUCCUGCGUACGGCGGCGCCUGGACGCCACCUGGCAUGCGCCCUCAGCUCGGUGCCCCGGGGCUCCUUGGGUCGCAGCCUCCGCCGCAAGCCUACCCGGCGUAUGUGCCUCUCUAUCAGGCUUCGCCCCCGCCAACGGCUCCAUCAGCGUACCACUACGGGGGCCCCUCUGCCUCACCUUGGGAUCAGGCGCCGCCCGCGCCUGCUGCUGCAUCACCAUGGGGUCAGGCGCCGGCGGCGGCUCCUACCGCUGCCUCAUCCUCUACACCGACCGUGCCGACCUGGGACUAGGCUGCCUUCCUCGCGGCCAUGAAUUCGCUUACCACCCAAGACACAGGAUCUUCGCAGCAAGAAGGUGAUCGCUCGGUUCAAUAGUUCUGACGACCUAUACACUGUCCGUGGCGUCGCUUCAUCACCGUCCGUCCACGCCAUGGUCGCUUCCAUCUCACUUUGGCAUCGACGGUUUGGACACCCCAACAGCGCCACCACGACCACUCUUCUUCGCGAGUUCCAGUUACCACAUGUUCGUGAGGCUCAUGACUCUGCCUUGUGUCAAACCUGUCAAAUGGGCAAGCAUGUUAGAUUGCCCUUUAGUUCUUCUACUACUCGUAGUUCUUUCCCUUUCGAAUUGCUACAUUGUGAUCUAUGGCAGUCCCCUGUCCCUAGUGUUUCCGGUUUUAAAUUCUAUCUUGUAAUCGUGGAUGACUACUCGCAUUUCACCUGGACCUUUCCUCUUCGCUUCAAAUCUGACGUGCACACUGUAUUUGUCAAUUUCCAACGCUAUGUGUAUACUCAUUUCUCUCUUCCCAUUCGUUUUCUUCAGUGUGACAAUGGGCGAGAAUUCAACAACACUCGCAAUCGUGAUUUUUUUUCUUCAUCACGGCAUCCUUCUCCGCUUCUCGUGUCCCUAUACUUCUUCUCAAAAUGGAAAGGCUGAACGAUCCCUCCGUAGCAUCAACGACAUCCUACGCACUCUUUUACUCCAAGCUUCCAUGCCACCACAGUACUGGGUCGAAUCCCUUCGUCAUGCCACCUUUCUUCUCAAUAUUCGACCCACUACCACAUGCCCCAAGUUCUCUCCAUACGAAUCUCUCUUUCUUUCCCCUCCUGCCUAUUCCGACCUUCGCAUAUUUGGUUGCUUGUGCUUUCCAAAUCUCUCCGCCACCACAAUCCACAAACUUGCCCCGCGAUCAUUGCCUUGUGUUUUCCUUGGCUAUUCCGACGAUCAUCGUGGCUAUCGCUGCCUCCAUCUUCCCUCUAGUCGGAUCAUCAUCUCUCGCCAUGUCACGUUCGACGAACACACGUUUCCCUUCGCAGAUACACGCUCUGACAGUCCCUCCUCCCCCCUCUCAAAUACUCAUGCUCAGGCCACACCGCUCAGGCCUUCCCGGAUCGACGUGCAUGCCGUGCAUGGCACUGUUCACGUCGAUCGGCCGCCAUCCGGCCACUCGCCACCCACCGCUGCUCACCCCACGUCGCUUUCUCCCACUACCCCACCAACCCCACACACUGCAACACCACCAGGUCCACCCCAUGCAUCCCCCCGACCCCACCGCAUGCAGCCACACCGGACCCGUGCCGUGCAGCCACCUCUGUCACACCCAUAAACAACUCCUCUCCCUCCCCCUGCCCCACCACUCUGCUUCUUCUUCUACCUCUCGCUCCAUCGCUCCUCCCCUCCCACCUCGCACCGUUCCCGUUCCUGCGCCUGACAAUGCCCACACCAUGCGCACCCGCAGCAAAGCUGGUUUCAGUCUUCCUCAACGUCGCCUCAACCUCACCGCCUCCGUCUCCUCGCCCCCUAUCUCACCAAUCCCUACUUCCUACAAAGCAGCCUUGCUUGAUCCGCACUGGUUCCAACCCAUGAGGGACGAACACGACGCACUCCUCCAGAAUCAUACCUGGUCUCUUGUUCCCCGUCCUCCCGGCGCCAAUGUUGUCUCGGGGAAGUGGGUUUUUCGCCACAAAUUCAACUCUGACGGCUCGCUCGCGCGCUAUAAAGCCCGCUGGGUUUGUCGCGGCGACUCGCAGCAACCUGGUAUUGAUUUCGACGAGACUUUCUCUCUGGUGGUUAAACCCAGUACCAUUCGUGUCGUGCUUAGCCUCGCGGUCUCCUCAGCUUGGCCGAUCCACCAACUUGACGUGAAAAACGCUUUCCUCCAUGGAUCUCUCAAUGAAACCGUGUACUGUCGGCAGCCCCUCGGGUUUUCUCAUCCCACCUAUCCUGAUCAUGUUUGCCGUCUGCAGAAAUCGCUCUACGGCUUAAAACAGGCUCCGCGUGCUUGGUUUCAACGUUUUGCUGCGUUCCUUCACACCAUUGGUUUCCUCCCUUCUCGGUCUGACUCCUCUCUCUUUAUCUUCAAAACGGAUGCUCACGUUGCGUAUCUUUUUUUAUACGUUGACGACAUUGUCCACACUACCUCUUCACCCUCCUUUCUUGAGCACGUCAUUUCCUCUCUCCGGGCGGAAUUCUGCAUGACAGACCUCGGGCACCUCCAUCAUUUCCUCGGGAUCGCUGUUUCCCGCUCUUCUUCGGGACUCUUUCUGUCUCAACGACAGUACGCCCUCGACAUCCUCUCCAAGGCUGGGAUGCUCGACUGCCAUCCGACGCGCACUCCUGCUGAAACAGGCUCGAAACUUUCUUCCGGUGGUGACCCUGUCCCCGAUGCCACUCUUUACCGUAGCCUCGCCGGAGCCUUGUAGUACAUGACCCUCACUCGCCCUGAGCUCGCCUACUCUGUCCAGCAGGCUUGUCUCUUCAUGCAUGAUCCCUGUCUCCCGCACCUCAAACACAUCCAUCGCAUCCUCCGCUACCUCAAGGGCACCCUAGACCAUGGCCUCGUCAUCAACACCUCCUCCCCCACACUCUUACAGCGUACUCUGAUGCGGACUGGGCAGGAUGCCCGGACACUCGACGAUCUACCUCCGGAUACUGUGUUUAUUUGGGUGAUAAUCUGAUUUCUUGGUCCUCCAAAAGGCAGCUAACAGUUUCCAGGUCCUCUGCGGAAGCUGAAUAUCGCUCUAUGGCACACGCCGUUGCUGAAACAGUUUGGCUUCGUCAGCUCCUCGGCGAACUUCACCGACCCAUUCACCAGGCCACUAUUGUGUAUUGUGAUAAUAUCUCUGCUGUAUACAUGUCAUGUAAUCCUGUUCAGCAUCGUAGAACAAAGCAUAUAGAGAUAGACAUACACUUUGUAAGAGAGAAGGUAGCCUUAGGUGAGGUCAGAGUUCUUCAUGUUCCCACCAGUGCACACUUCGCAGACAUCUUCACCAAGGGGUUGCCGUCUGCGACCUUCGUCGACCUCCGCUCCAGUCUCAACGUCGUCCCGCCCGACGCUGACACUGCGGGGGGGUGUUAGUCAACAGACUUGGUCAGCUCAGGAGGCUCAGGAGCGCCCACGCUCCUGCCCACGAUCACCACUACGCCAACGUUGUGGAACUGGCUGCGGCCACUAUAUGUACCCCCUCUCUCUGUAUCUCAAAUCAAGCAAUGAGAAACUA
This is a messenger RNA of Triticum urartu, 4492 nucleotides long. NCBI's taxonomy places the organism in Eukaryota, Viridiplantae, Streptophyta, Magnoliopsida, Poales, Poaceae. The record is from RefSeq and is a predicted model, not a curated record.